Anopheles maculipalpis is the source of this 1434-nucleotide messenger RNA. RefSeq names its product facilitated trehalose transporter Tret1-like. The record is from RefSeq and is a predicted model, not a curated record. Gene Ontology annotation, molecular function: sugar transmembrane transporter activity. Gene Ontology annotation, cellular component: membrane. Gene Ontology annotation, biological process: carbohydrate transport; transmembrane transport. The transcript has 6 exons. NCBI's taxonomy places the organism in Eukaryota, Metazoa, Arthropoda, Insecta, Diptera, Culicidae. Bases 1 to 1434 code for a protein of 477 amino acids.
AUGACGGCCGAAAAGCUUGGUUCCGGCACGAUCAAGCCGGACCGGAAGAUAGUCAAGCUGUAUUUGGCUGCGAUCGGUGCCAACAUCAUCUCACUGUCGCUGGGUACGGCGAUCGGUUGGCUGUCCCCGUUUCUGCCCUUGCUCAUCUCGACCGACUCACCGCUCGAACAUGGCCCGGUGACGGACAUACAGGCGACCUGGAUCGCGUCCCUGCUGUGCAUUGGUGCGUUCGGUGGCACUUUCCUGUUUGGCUGGAGUGCGGAGAAGUUUGGUCGGAAGGCGUCACUGCUCGCGACAGCUGUGCCGCUGGUAGGUUUCUGGGCUUGUGUUGCGUUCGGCACCACGGUGGAGGUGUUGUAUGUGGCGCGGCUCUUGGCAGGACUUGGAGCGGCUGGCGUGUUUCUACUGGUGCCGAUGUACAUUACAGAGAUCGCCGAGGAUAGAAUACGCGGUACGCUGGGUUCGUUCUUCAUACUGUUCCUUAACAUUGGCACCCUCGUGUCGUUCGUAAUGGGCAGCUACCUAUCCUACCACCUGACGGCGUACAUCCUCUUCUCGCUGCCGAUCGUCUUUAUAGCGCUGUUUGUACAGUUUCCCGAAACGCCACAAUAUCUUAUCCGUCGCAACCGUGUCCGUGAUGCGGAAAGCUCUCUGAAGUACCUCCGAGGGUAUACGUCCACGCCGGAUCAUCUGGAGAUGUUGCGAUCGGAGAUGGAUGCACUACUGGUGCAGGUGUCCGGUGAGAAGGAUAGUACGGAGCAGCAUAGCAUUUCUUUGGCUGACUUUGCACCACAAUCAGCACGCAAAGCGCUUCUUAUUGGGCUGGUGUUGGUAUCGCUGAAUCAACUGUCCGGAUGCUUCGCACUGAUCAACUACACGGCACAAAUCUUUGCCGACUCUGGAUCCGAUCUUGAUCCGAAUAUGGCCGCGAUUGUGGUAGGUGCGAUUCAAAUUAUCGGCUCGUAUGGAUCGACGAUCGUGGUUGAUCGUUGCCAGCGGAAGCACGUGUACAUUGCAACGAGCUUCUUCGCUGCGAUCGGUCUGUUUGCGAUGGGGACGCAUGGUUAUUUGAAGAGCCAGCAUGUGGAUGUUAGUGCGAUCAACUGGAUACCGGUGGCGAGUCUUUCGUUCGUCAUCUUCAUCGCAUCCGUCGGGCUGCUGCCGCUAACGUUCGUUAUUCUAUCCGAGAUACUUCCACCGAAGGUUCGUGGACUUGGAGGAUCCCUCUGCACAGCGUUCCUGUGGACAAUCAGCUUCCUUGUGGUGAAGUACUUCCCCGUGGCGGUUGAACUGAUUGGACUGCACGGUUGUAUGUGGGUGUUUAGUGCCGUCUGUCUAGCGGCCGGUCUUUUCAACGCAAUCUUCAUACCGGAAACACGUGGCCGCAGCAUAGAACAGAUCAUACAUGCAAUGGAGAACAACAUUAAGAGCUAG